AUGCCUGGAAAUCUGGGAAAUUCACCUAAUACCUGGGAAUCUGGGAAAUUCACCAAAUAUCUGGAGACUGGGAAAUUCCCCAAAUCUAAAACUUUAGAAUGCUGUUCUGCUCUGACAUAUGAUAACAGAAAUUUCAAAAUUGAUGUUUCAAGCAGAAAAUAUUCUGCUGAUGGUGGUGAGGAAAUUUAUUGGAGAUUGAGAGACAGGAAAUGGGUUUAUAUUAAAAAUGGUCAAACAGAUAAGGAAAAGGAUUCUAGAGAAUAUUGCCCAAGUUCAGCUGACUUUGGAAAUUGUCUCUUAGAUUGUUGCACUUAUGUUCAAGCAGCGAUUAUUAAAGGAUCAACAAGAAAAGCUACCUUCGAAUUCAAAACUUACAAAUAUGAUCAAAUUGAUUCUCUGUUACAGGGCUUAUAUAUUAAGAAAGAAAGUAGUGGUUGGUCUAUAAAAGAUGGAAGCCAUACACUAGUUGAAACUGAUGAUGGUGAGUGUCCAUCUGACUCUACAAAUUGGAUUUUUAAUGAUGGUAGUACUGCUAAUACUCCUGAAUGUGUGACAGAUAUAACUGGUCUUAUAACUGAUGAUUCAGAAUGUUGCCGAGGUGUAAAGUUGUCAAGUUCAAGUGGGGAUGUCUCCUUUUAUAUACAAGUGGAUUAUUCUGGUUCAACUUACUAUUUUAAAACUGACGAUUUUUUUGGAAAUGACAAAUAUUUUUACUGGAGAUCCAGUGAAGAAAGAUGGAGACUAAGUAGCACAUAUGAUCUGCCAAAGUAUGAUGAUAAUAUUUGUUUGGAUAAGGUUGAUUUUAGUGAGCGGGGAAUAAAAGCAGAGUGUGGUAAGUUUUUCUAUCCUGUUGAGUAUUAAAUGCCAUGCUGACACAUGACAAAUAUCUUACA
Molecule: messenger RNA, 893 nt
Organism: Eurytemora carolleeae
Lineage: Eukaryota; Metazoa; Arthropoda; Copepoda; Calanoida; Temoridae
Exons: 8
Coding region: 1-861 (286 amino acids)
Source: RefSeq, a predicted model, not a curated record